Fusarium vanettenii 77-13-4 is the source of this 636-nucleotide messenger RNA. RefSeq lists its product as uncharacterized. Lineage: Eukaryota; Fungi; Ascomycota; Sordariomycetes; Hypocreales; Nectriaceae. Gene Ontology annotation, molecular function: oxidoreductase activity. The record is from RefSeq and is a predicted model, not a curated record. The annotation marks the transcript as partial. The transcript has a single exon.
UCUAACCCUGUCGCCUUUAUCACUGGUGGAUGCUCUGGAAUCGGACUGGCACUAUCCCGUCAUCUCCUAGGCAAAGGAUGGCAUGUUGCCAUGAUAGAUCUUCAACCGCCGCCUGGCCAAUUCCAUCAGCAUGGCGACUCAACAUUGUUUCUCAAAGCAGACGUGUCGUCCUGGGAGCAGCAGGUAGACGCCUUUGCCCAAGCCUUUGAGUGGAAGGGAAGGUUGGAUAUGGCUGCCCUGAAUGCUGGGAUCGAUGACCGCGACGACAUCUUCAACUCGGUCGACCCAGCCACUCUGCCGAGAAAGCCCAACAUGUCUCCUUUUGACAUCGACCUUCUUGGCGUUUACUACGGCAUCAAACUCUUUGCCCACUAUGCAUCCCGUAACCCAAACCCAGGAGGCAAGAUCAUCAUGACGUCCAGUGCCGCGGGCCUCUACGGCUCUGCUGGCAUGCCGCAAUAUGCGGCUGCCAAGGCCGGCGUUAUCUCCCUGGCACGGUCACUGGCGAGACCGGCUGCACAGCACAACAUCACCAUCAAUGCAAUCUGCCCGAUGAUGGUCAACACCCCACUUCCCCCGAGAGCCUUUCUGGAAGCUUUUCCUAAGGAGCAUAUAACACCGAUGGAGAUUGUAAUU